UAAAGCCCUUUCAGUCUCACAAAACCUCUUCUCGCUUGGAGCCAUCUCAAAAGUUUCACCCGUCUUCGCUGCGCGCUAGGGUUUGCACAGCCGCCGCCGCCGCCGUUCCGUUCAGCGACCGCCGGUGAUAUCUCCGGGUAAGUAAGAAUGGUUAGAGUUAGUGUUCUGAAUGAUGCUCUGAAGAGCAUGUAUAAUGCUGAGAAGCGUGGAAAGCGGCAAGUGAUGAUUAGGCCAUCCUCAAAAGUGAUCGUCAAGUUCCUUCUUGUCAUGCAGAAGCACGGUUAUAUUGGUGAGUUUGAAUAUGUGGAUGAUCAUAGGGCCGGUAAAAUAGUGGUGGAGUUGAACGGGAGAUUAAACAAAUGUGGCGUCAUUAGCCCUCGCUUUGAUGUUGGUGUCAAAGAAAUUGAGCCAUGGACUGCAAGAUUGCUCCCAUCACGUCAGUUUGGAUUCAUCGUGUUGACGACAUCUGCGGGCAUCAUGGACCAUGAAGAAGCAAGGAAGAAGAAUGUUGGUGGAAAAGUGCUUGGUUUCUUUUACUAGACUUUUAAGUUUUGUUGAAGUUCAUGCUAAGCAUUGAUUAUUUUCUUUAAGAUCUUCAAGUGAUGUGGAACUAAAAGAGUGUUUUUUUGAUCGUAGAUUUUGUUUUCUCAUCAAAUGCGUUGUAUUCAUGUUAUUCCAAACAAAUACUGUGUGUGCUGUGCUCUUGUGUUUUAA
Messenger RNA from Dioscorea cayenensis subsp. rotundata (Guinea yam), 714 nucleotides. Its product is annotated as 40S ribosomal protein S15a-like. The record is from RefSeq and is a predicted model, not a curated record. Gene Ontology annotation, molecular function: structural constituent of ribosome. The transcript is spliced from 4 exons. The coding region runs from base 148 to 540 and encodes 130 amino acids. Gene Ontology annotation, biological process: translation. NCBI's taxonomy places the organism in Eukaryota, Viridiplantae, Streptophyta, Magnoliopsida, Dioscoreales, Dioscoreaceae. Gene Ontology annotation, cellular component: ribosome; cytosolic small ribosomal subunit.